AUGGAAGGUACACAAGCACCGACAUCAGCACCAGUAAUGACUUUAGAUAUGAUAUCCCAGGAGAUUGAAAUUUGUCGGACUGAAGGUGUCUCCCAGGCUCCCACUACAAAUAAAGAGAAUGUCUCAGUCCCAGUUCAGGUUCCAGUCACGAAGGAAUGCCCCAGUCUCCCACUACAACGUAUAGAACGACAGUCAGGAUUUGUAGGGAAAGCUUUGCUUUUCCAAUUUUUCUCGGUCAAACACGUACUCAAAAGUGAUGUACAUGGUGGAGAAAUUCUCUCAAAUUAUAAAAAGAGUAACAAAUUCACGCAUCCUAAAUGGGCUCGCAAUAAAAUUGCUGAGCUGGUUGUGAAGGCAGCAGUAAAACAGCUAAAGAGGUUGGACAAAGAGUGCUUCAAAAUUUUAGCUACGAAAAUUGUAGAGGAGUUCCCCACAGAAGAUCUGAGAAUUUACUACUUUCCCCCUAUUACCGGAAACAAAAAAUUGAAACAAAAAGCUGUUGGACCUAGAGGAAAAGCGCCCAACGUUUAUCGCAAUUUGAUCGCUAAAUUGUCACUUCUCAAAAAGGGUAGAGUGGCACCAGCUGUGGAAAAAGAGGCACCACCAGUGGUCAGCCUUCAAGGUGAAGAGCAACGAGAGUGGCUUAAUGUUAAUUCAGAACCAUGGGAUUUGGUCUGCACGAACUUCGCUGCUCUGAGAGAUGUGCGUUUUGCAAAGGCUGCUGCCUCAAAUGAGGAUGUCACUAGAAUAAUCAAUCAGUGGCCCAUUUUCACGGCUGAAAAAGGUUAUAAGUUGAUUCUGGACGACUUUGCAGCACUUCCUGAUGUUCCUGAAACCCAGUUGACACAUGCAAAGUGGGAUCAAUUCGUGAAUGAACUUAAUUCCAUUCGCCCAAUCAAAAGUCGUGAUCGAGUUAAGAUGCAUUGGAUCGAGUUGAUCGAGCAUCAAGACACGAACGACGACAGCAAAGUCGCCCUUCAGAUCCACCUUUUGGCCCAUAAUCUUCCUCCUCAAAAGAAGAUAUCUCGAAGAUGGAAGCCAUCUAUUCCAGACUGUCAAGACAGUAUGCUGAUUCUGACUGAGACUGAGGAAAGUAUUGAUCUCACUGAUUGAUCUCACUGAGAGAAUGAAGGUGGCAAAAGGGCGCAAGCAAUUCCUGAAACCUCUGAUUGUUGUUGUUGGGAGCACGAUAGCUGCGGUGACUAACGUAUACGGCUGUGUAGGAGGAGUCAAAUAUAAAGUGUCUACAUUCCUAGAGGCACUAGAUCUAGUGUUCAAGGCCAUCAGUGUCUUCAACAUCAAAUUCCCUGCCGAGAGUAAUCAUAUUUGGGGUGUCAUAAAGAACGUAGUGUAUGGAAUCCCAGUCAAUGACGAUGGAACAGUCGCCGAGGUAUUGACUGACUUGGCCGAAUCAAGAGCCACUGGAGAACUAUCACGAGGAGUGAUUGAGGGAGAAAUUUGAGGAGCAAGUAUUCAGGCAACAGUCUCCAUGGAGACCUAGACGAUGUAAUAAAAGUUGAACCUAUCUUUAUUCUAAUUGAUCGACAUAAGGUUAAUGAAUGAAAUUAAGGAGAAGAAAAUGGGAGAAAAUUCAAAGUCUUCAUUGAAAAUUAGUUGUUUGCCUUUUGUUACCAAAACGCCUGUGUGUGCUAAUAUUCAAUUAUAAGUUACCAAUGAGUUCGGAUCCGUAAGAAUUGAUGUUGUCAUGAAAA
Messenger RNA from Fopius arisanus, 1712 nucleotides. RefSeq lists its product as uncharacterized. The transcript is spliced from 6 exons. The record is from RefSeq and is a predicted model, not a curated record. The coding region runs from base 1 to 1113 and encodes 370 amino acids. Lineage: Eukaryota; Metazoa; Arthropoda; Insecta; Hymenoptera; Braconidae.